Messenger RNA from Arachis duranensis, 2487 nucleotides. Its product is annotated as transmembrane E3 ubiquitin-protein ligase FLY2. The record is from RefSeq and is a predicted model, not a curated record. NCBI's taxonomy places the organism in Eukaryota, Viridiplantae, Streptophyta, Magnoliopsida, Fabales, Fabaceae. The transcript is spliced from 14 exons. Gene Ontology annotation, molecular function: zinc ion binding. The coding region runs from base 417 to 2105 and encodes 562 amino acids.
ACAACACAUCGAACUCGUCAACAACCUAUGCCGCAACAAACAUUACAACAAAAUUCCCGUAAUCUUUCGCUUUCACUUCUAAUUUGAUUAUUUAUUUGUACAACGUAAGCUUCGCAUUCUCUCCCAAAAACUAAGCUUGUCUAAAGCACCCUUGUUUGUUGUUUGCUUCCAAAUUUUGCAUUCUUUGGUGACCAAUUGAGUAGUUAAUCUUUCAUUUUCUUCUAUCUGAUCAACGUUGGGUUGUACCCCUUUUGACUCCUCUUCAAGCAACCCCCUUUCUAUUGAUUUUUUUGUUCCUUAAGUUAAUUACUAUGUUGGAUACUGGGUUAUUCCCUUUGAUUCGCUCUAAUCAGCUUCAGCUCAGAACUGGGUCGUUGAAUUUGAGUUGAAAAGCUUCUGUUUUCGACAUCUCGGGAAUGAGAUUUGACAUGGUUCCCAGUGAAAGAUUCAAGCUUUGGCUAAGAAUUGCACUUGGGUGGUGGAUUUUUCUACUGUUUCUUCCCUCUGUGACUGGUCUCAGACCCUUACGGGAAAGAACUCGUUCUUGGGGUGAUGAGUGGCUUACAAGAAAAGAUGAGACUGAUAGUGGUCCAUUUUCACAAUGGAACAUAACUGGAACUUAUAGAGGGAGUUGGAAGUUUUCAGAUGCCGCAAAUGGCUCUUCCAGAUUUCCAGACAUCAGAAAAACAACUGGUAAUUCUGUAAUUGAAUUAGUUAGUACACCAACAAAGAUAACUGGAGUACAUUACGUUCAGGGGGUUAUUAUAUUCCAUGAUGUGUUUGACAAUGAAUAUAAUGUUGGUGGUGCCCAGAUCAGAGUGGAAGGUGUAUAUAUAUGGCCUUUUAGACAGCUUCGAAUGGUAGCCAACAGUGGAAAAGAGGGAGAAUUGAAUCAGGAUGGAGAUUAUAUUCUAUCCAAUCCAUACCAUCUGCUUGGAGUUUUCUCAUCUCAGGUACUGCAAGAUUCUUCCCGAGAUAAGAUGUGGAGAAAGAAACAUUCUCCAAUGCAUGACAUGGAGAAACAUUGUAAUAUUGAAAUUGCUGCACAGCUUUCACGCUUACCAUCAACCAAAAAUGAAGGAGAACAUGAUCGAUUUCACCUCGAAGGUUUGAUGGAGAGUCCCUCCACGGAUGAUGAUGGGGACUGUUUCUCACCUUUACUGUUAAAUACAACUUCUGUCAACAUUGAGGUGUACUAUAACAAAGCAGUGAACUAUACCUUGAUGGUUACUUUUGUUUCUUUCUUGCAAGUUCUUCUACUGAUUCGUCAAAUGGAGCAUAGCAGCACUCAAUCUGGGGCUGCAAAGGUUUCAAUAUUGUUGAUUGGCCAGCAGGCGAUAAUGGAUGCUUAUCUUUGCCUUUUACAUCUGACUGCAGGAAUACUAGUUGAAUCCUUGUUUAAUGCUUUUGCAACUGCUGCAUUUUUCAAGUUCGUUGUCUUUUCAAUAUUUGAGAUGAGAUAUCUCCUCACCAUCUGGAAGGCAAAUAGGCCUUUGAGUAGCGGAGAAGGUUGGGAGGCAAUGAGGCGCGAACUUUCCGUCUUAUAUAGCCGUUUCUAUGGAAUCCUGUUAGGAGGCAUUCUCCUCAUGUACGAGUUCCAUCACCAUUUGAGACCUAUUCUUCUUCUUAUAUACUCCUUUUGGAUACCUCAGAUAAUCACCAACGUUAUCCGUGACUCGCGCAAGCCGCUGCAUCCUCAUUAUAUCCUCGGGAUAUCUGUUACUCGCCUAGCAAUCCCGCUAUAUGUUUUUGGUUGCCCAAACAACUUCAUGCGCAUACAGCCGGACAAGAGCUGGUGUGUUUCAUUGGCUGCAUUUAUUGGACUUCAAGCUUCAGUUCUUCUUCUGCAGCAUUAUCUCGGCUCACGGUGGUUCAUCCCUCGCCAGAUACUGCCUGAGAAGUACAGCUAUUAUAGGAGGUUUAAUCAAGAUGCAAGACACGCUAUGGAUUGUGUUAUUUGCAUGACAUCCAUUGAUCUUAAUCAACGGUCUAAUGAUUGCAUGGUGACACCUUGUGAUCAUUUCUUUCACUCUGGUUGUCUGCAAAGAUGGAUGGAUAUAAAGAUGGAGUGCCCAACUUGCCGGCGCUCGCUACCGCCUGCAUAAAGUGAUUUUUCGUCUCUUAUUUCAAUAGGACCAACAACUGACCCUGUUCAACUUGAUAGAUACUUCUGGAGUUCUGGUAACAUGCUUAGGCCGUAGUUACAUCCAACUUCUUUACAUUGUUUUGCUUUCAAUAUUAGGUGGCAGAAGUGAAGGUUUAUUAAGUUUUAUUUUUGUUACACCAACACACCAUGUAAGCUAACUACGAUUGCCUCACAUGGGUUUUAUGUUAACCCUUUCUUUUUCUUAUAGAAAUUUUGUAACUUGAUUUUUCCACCAUAUUCCAGAUGCUGAGAGUAUGGUUUAUGUAAAGAAAAAUGUUAAGCUGCCAACAUUUUGUUAGAUCAAAUGCAAAAUAAAUCCAAAAAAGGUAUUAAUCUUCUAA